This is a messenger RNA of Mytilinidion resinicola, 3075 nucleotides long. RefSeq lists its product as uncharacterized. The transcript has 3 exons. The record is from RefSeq and is a predicted model, not a curated record. Gene Ontology annotation, biological process: protein secretion. NCBI's taxonomy places the organism in Eukaryota, Fungi, Ascomycota, Dothideomycetes, Mytilinidiales, Mytilinidiaceae. Bases 1 to 3075 code for a protein of 1024 amino acids.
AUGGGCGCCCUCGAAGAUGCCGUCAGAAGUGCAGCGGACUUCAUAAGGCCAUUUAUGAACGAUGAGGGUAGUCUCGCGCAAAAGCAAAACCAGCUGUCCACACUCCUCGUUAGACCAAAAAGCCGAUCAAAAGCAGUUCAAGACGCACUUUCGCAUCUUGAAGAGAUCCACGACCGAGCACGCUCGCAUGGUGAUGCUCUAUACGAUGGGGCCCUCGUGGCAAUGGUCUACGGACUCAUAGACCUUGUGGUCCUUGUGGGCAUCAUACCAUGCAUUCGUGCGAGCACCAUAUCUGUUCGCCGGCCACAAUCUGUCCUGCUUGAGAUCCGGUCGAUGCCCUCAAAUGACAUUCCGCUGCUUCAGGAAGUUAUAGGGAGAACGUCGGUCGAUAAAAUCGUUCCGUUGCUCCCAGUCUUCAAUACUGCCGCCCCAUGGCUGAAAACGGCCCUUUCUCAAAGCCUUUCACUCAUCCCUCUUCGGCCUCAUGGCUUACGACAAUUGCUGAGACUCCUCUCGAAUUUGGGGAGCUCUGGAACAGCGAUCACACAGGAAGCCGUCACGCAGGUGACCAAGCUCAUCUUGCUGCAUCCUCCACCUCCCGCGACCCGAGACGAGCAGUUGCACAAAAUAGCGCCUCAACUAUGGGAUCUUCUUCCUGAUGAAGCUAGUCCUGAGAUGAGCAAGGCAGCUGGACAAAUCAUUGCCAGUAUCCUCAACCUAAAAUCACUAGGCGCUCCGGGCACUGUUGGGUGGAAACUCUUCGCGCAGCCCUUGUUGGAUGCUUUCGAGCCUAAGUUCGCGACACCUCCGCCCGGCUCUGGCAUCCCGUCUUUCGUUCUCGCUGAAGUCCUAGUUUCGGAACCCGACCUUCUAAAAGCCGUCAAGAGCCUCAGUGUUGUUACAACCGCGCAUCCUCAUCCAGGUCUCGCAAAACGGCUCAUAAGCCCCAUCAUUCUCCCGCUCUGGGGACUGCUGAGCUAUGCCAAGAGUCGGCAGAUAUCCGGACGGAUAUGGGAGGACACAACACGUUCCAUCUUGCUGCACUACUUCCAAAUUGCAGGUUCACUACACACCAUUGAUAGCGUUGCUUCGAAUUUGCUCUACGACGGUGAGCCGGCGUGGACGUACGGACCAGGAAGCGAGGGUGGCAUUGAAAUCCGUCGUCGACCCGGAGGAAGGCCCAACAUCGAUAGCAUUCCGGCACGAAUGGAAGAUCUUGAAGCACGCAUAUCAACUUUCGUGGAUCUUCUACAAGCGAGUAGCGUUCGCAUCGCCGUCGCUCAAAAUGCAAUGAAACGGUGGCUCUCAUCCGCAUCUACUACCUCUAGCCUGACCAACGACCUAGAUGGGCUGGAAGGAGAUGUUUUUGGGAUAUUGUUGAAUGCUGCGCUCUGUAAUGCUAUAGUCCAGAAGCUGGCGCCCGAGUUUGAACGUCACCCAAAGCAUACUAUUGAGCUAGCAAGGACACUGCUUGAAGAUUUUGUUGAAGGUAAAAAAGCAGAACAAAGGCGCGAGACAGAAAUGGCAACAUCGACGUAUACGAGCCUGAGAAGCAUAGUCCAAGGAAAUUCAUCACCUGUCGAUACUCCUGCCAGCAAUCCCGAGGAAGAGACUAUAAUCCUUCUCGCUAUGAGCAUCCUUACAACCUUGAUCGGCAAUCCUGAUUUCAAGCGAACUGUCGAGGCUGAUGAUAUGUUAGGAAGCGUCGCUAGGUGCCUUCGUUCGAUAUCGUCUGAAGGACCUCGAGAGGGUCAGAUCCAAACCACUGCAGCAAUCAAUAACGCGGCCGAGAAUCUCCUUUCCAUCCUUUCAUCCACGCAAACUAGCAUAUCUCCUUUCACAGACCCUUUGGCACACCUCCGCUCUACUCUCUCAACUGCUCUGUCCGAACUACAGUCAAACGAGCCACCGAUAUGUGCUCACGCCCUUUCCACCAUCAAAAACCUAGCCUCUUCCGCAGACUCCUCCCACAUCAUCGACAUCCCCUCAAGCACCCAUGCCAUCAUAUCCCUCUCCCUCUCCCACCCAGACUCCUACGUCUAUACCGCCGCCAUCCCGCCCCUCAUCUCUCUCGCAGCCCUCCACCCGGCCCUCGUCACCAACAUCCUCAAAACCACCUUCCUCGACGCAGACGAAUCAACCCUGAAGCCCCUUUCCUCCUCUCAGCCCACGCACGCAGGAGACGACGGUGCAGAAAUCGACAAAAUAACAGCAAGCCUCGACCUCCGCCUCCGGGUCGGCGAAACCCUCUCCGAGAUCCUCUCCGCCCCGUCUAUCUGGGCCCGCCCCACCCCGGACGCCACUCGCGCCCUCCACAGCAUCAUCGACGCCAGUCUCACGCUGGCAUCCCGCCGUGGGCCGCUCCGUCCCGACACCUUCGCCGCACGCGACGGCCUAGCUGCGGCGCAGGCGCGUAGCCAUCGCGAAGCAGAGGAGGCGUGGGGCGGCGAUGUGCCGUCGCUCUCGUCGCUGUCGCUUUCCGCGCCAGCGUCGGAUCCGGGAUUGACAUCCCACCCGCAUGAUAGCGAGCUGGUCGCCCGCAUCGUCAACGGCUGGCAAGACACCGGCAUGGAAGAGGACAUCCGCAUGCGCGCGUCCGCGCUCGCGAUCCUCGGCAAAGCGUUCGAGGCGCGCUGGGGGAACGGGAUCACGCAAGACGAGCUCGACAGAGCCAUCGAAAUCGUGCUCGGGUGCCUUGUCCUCGAGCGGGGCGUUGAGCGCGCGAUUUUGCGGCGCGCGGCGGUGUUGGUUGUGUUGGGGGUGUUGAAGGGGUUGGAGAGUGGGAGUGGUGGUGUGCGGCUGGCCGUGGAGAAGUGGGCGGAGGUGGAGAGGGUGCUGAAGCGGGUAGGGGCUGAUGAUGAGGAUGGGUUGGUUAGGGGGUAUGUGGGGGUUGUGUUGGAGCGGUUGGAGACGUGGCGGAGGGAGGUGUGGUUUGGGAUGAGAGGGGGAGGGGGUGAGCAGGCAGGGUUGGGGAGGUUGACCGGGGGAUUGGAGGGGGGGUUGAGGGGGUUGGCGAUUAAGCCGGGGGAUGGGAAGGGUGGGCAGGGGAGAAGUAUGGUGGAGGAGGUUGAGUGA